UUAGAACAGUGCCCUGCACACGCAAGGUUCAGUCCCGCUAUGGCCAACAACGUGACCGAUGCCCAUCGCCGUUUCCUGCAGCUGCUGAUGUCUCAUGGAAUAAUGGAAGGCUCAGAGGCGCGAAAAUUGCACCGACACUGCUGUGAAAAGCAUAAAGGGCUCUGGAAAAAAUCAUUUUAAAGAACGCUUAAAGCACACGUCUUUCGGCGGGGAGGUUGGUUUGUGCCGGAUCGGCGGGCAGAGACCACAUAGUCCUGGCAGAGGAGACCCCGGAGUCAACAGAUCCUGAACUCGGAGCCACAGAAGCUAUAACUAAUGGCCAGUCCAUUUUGCGGGGCGUCUGUCUACUAUGCUCAUGACAAAUUGGACGACUUCAUCGGUAUUAUCAACAGUCUUCUCCAGCCGUUGUUUAUGGAGAUCAGGAAAGGAAUGUCCGAAGAGGAAGGGAAACCUUAUUAUGCUUUGGUGAAUCUUACAGAAACUGAAAUAACUAAAAUGGCUACUGACUAUGCAGAAAAUGAGUUGGAACUGUUCAAAAAAACUAUGGACCUGAUUAUCAUAUCAGAAAACGGGUUCGCCCCCUCCAUGAGCAUUUUAAACCUGUCGGACCAACUUCAGACCAAGAAAAUGAAGAAGAAAGAAGUCGAGCAGUUGCUACAUAAUUUUGUCCGGGACAAGUGGCUCUCUGAAAGAGGAGGAGAGUAUACGUUACACACCCGCUGCAUCAUGGAGAUGGAGCAGUACAUCCGCCAUUCAUACCAAGACAUGGUGAAAAUAUGCAACAUCUGCCGAAGCCUUGCCAUCCAGUGCCAGACCUGUGAAACCUGUGCAACUGCAAUGCACUUACCUUGUGCCGCGAGAUAUUUCAGAGCCCAGGCCGAACCGCACUGUCCUUUCUGCAGUGAGUUCUGGCCUCAUGAGAUACUAGAAAUAAAUCAACCUGAUUCCCAGUUGCCGUGUACCUCCAAGGGAGAGAGAAGGAGAGAUUCAUCUUCAGGAAAAAGGAGACAUUAGAAUUCACUAGUUAGUUGGAGUUGUUGCAUAUAAUUUGAUAUCCACUCAUCAUAGAGAGUAAAAUGUCCCUAUUGUACAAGGGGUGAAGUUAUCCACUUUUCUGCUAAUUUGCUUUAUUUUUGUUAACUUGGAAAUGACCUUUAAAAUAAAGUUGUUCUAAUUUGCUA
This is a messenger RNA of Ornithorhynchus anatinus (platypus), 1181 nucleotides long. It is a transcript of the gene NSMCE1, whose product is annotated as NSE1 homolog, SMC5-SMC6 complex component. The record is from RefSeq and is a predicted model, not a curated record. Gene Ontology annotation, biological process: DNA damage tolerance; double-strand break repair via homologous recombination. Gene Ontology annotation, molecular function: ubiquitin-protein transferase activity. The transcript is spliced from 9 exons. Lineage: Eukaryota; Metazoa; Chordata; Mammalia; Monotremata; Ornithorhynchidae. Gene Ontology annotation, cellular component: nucleus; Smc5-Smc6 complex. The coding region runs from base 316 to 1014 and encodes 232 amino acids.